UGUGCUUGAUCUAAUUUUCAAUUUUUAACUGAAAAUAUUUUUUCUAACACAGAAUUCUAGACUAUAAAUCCUAGACUUUAAUACUGGAAAUUUAUUUCUCUCUGUAAAUGCCUUUUUAUGGGAUGCUACUUGGAGUCAUGCCUUCUAUAUCGAUAAAGCUGAUUGUUCUCAUACACUGGAUCCUCGUCGUUUGGGCUCUGGUAGGCUUCGGAACCUCUGCAUAUGGCUGGUGCAAUAUCACUGCUCUAGCAAUCGGGAUUUGGGCAAUCGCUGAUAGACAAUCUGUUGAUGCAUUGUUUAUGUUCAUCAUGAUGCAGCUCUUCUCAAUUGUUGUUGACAUUGUCAUACUCGCUGUAUAUUUCGAUGGAAGAGGCACUGGUGUCUAUAAGUUUAGUGCAGCGAUGUGCAUUAUAAACCUGAUCCUGAAACCUUUCUCAUCUGUCCUGCUUUACCAGAUGUAUAGAGAUAGAGGUGGGGAAUACAACAUUAAUUUCGGUCCGCAUGCACCGUCGUACGAACAUAUCGGAGAUGACAGCGGAUCUUCAGCUGAAUUCAGGAAUCCGUUACAACCCAGCCAACCAGCGUAUAUAGAUAACAGACAACCAAUGUCUGAUAAUAAGAAUCAGCCUUUGGUCUGAGAGAGACUUAUUAGGAUUUAUAAGAAAAAAAUGUUUUUGCUUUUUUGAGAAUUAUUUCAUUCACCAAAUGCAGUCUUAUUAUUGUGUUGUUUAACUGUGUACCUACCAUAUGUGCUUGUGAAGUAUUAAAUCAUGCCUUUCAUGUGACUUGUAUAUAAUGAUUUUCAUUGUAGAGCAAAAAUUUCUGUUGAUUUAAACGAUACAUCGUUCGAUAAGUCGCUCGAUUGUUCAUAUAUCAUUUUCCAUUAAAUCUUAGUAAAAUAACUAAUUGAAUAAUUCCUUAAUUACCAAUACAUGGCCAUAAACCUUUUAAAAAUGACCCAGAUCUUCAGAUUCGAAACUAUUAUUAGAAGUCUGGAAGUCUACUAGGCUCAGAUUCCCUUUGAGGAUAUGACUCUUGGACAGUGAAACCUCUUGAACAUUGGUUCCCUAACCUUUUAUGGUGUGUGGCCCCCUAACGUUGGUGUUUAGCACUCAUUCCCCCCCUGUUCAUCAUCCAAGUACUAUUUGGAGACGUAUAACUAUUGACAGAUUUCAAAUCCAAAUAUAUUCAAACAAUUUAUGCUCAAUCAAGUGAAAACACCCAGUGAAAUCACCUUAUAAAGCAAUGAAAUUACGAAGAACGGAGUUUUUUUGGAAUGAUGAAUGUGAUAUCAUUUCUGCGGCCAAUAUUGUGGCCCCUCUAACCGCCCCCUCCGGUUGGGGACUGCUGCUCUAGAAAAAUUGUCCAAGUACAGUUCCAAAACUAAGUCGUGGAACCAAGUCAAAGUGUCUGUAGCAAGUCGACUCUAUCCAUGUCUGAUCGCGGGGGGGGGGGGGGGUACUUAUUUAAAAGAAUUGCUAAAGACUAGUGUCUUAUAUGCACUAACUCAGAAAUACUGGAGAUUCAUCUCUGAGCAAAUUUAUGGUGGUCACUUCUGUAGAAAGGGCUAUUUUUUUCAGUGAGAAAAUUUGCUCAAAGCAAGAUCAUGGGCAAUUGCUCCAAAGCAAAGAAGACUCUUCGCUGAGCGAAGUUACAGGCCACCUUCGAAAUGCCAAGAUCUACUUUUAAACAGAUAAUUUUGAAUAUAAUAGAUUCAUUUUGUUCAUCUCUUUAGCCAUAUUGAAACAGUAAUGGUUCCAGUUGUUUCAAAAAUACCAUCUUUCUGUGGCGUUUGUACAAAUCCACUCUAAAAUUUAAAAUAAAUCAUUUUAUUGUAUUUUGAUUUUAUUUAGAAAUCUCUGUGUUCUCCCCCAAAACAGUAUUUAUCAUUUGUGUGCUAACACAGCCUUGCACAGAGAGAACAUUUCCCAGAUAAAAUAAUUUUUCCAAUGUAUGUAUUAAAAUGUCGUUCACCAUUACAAUUUUCUUUUUGCCGCCUUGGCGUCUUAUGCAAUUUCUUUAUGUUGUGAAUUUGUAUAUACAGACCCCUUCAUGUAUCGCUAUGGGAAUGAUUGUUUAUUGAUGUUUUUGUUUAGUAAGGAAUGAUUCUGACCUAACAUUGGUGUCGUGUGUUAUUGCAUGAUAUGUUUAAAUGAGGAUUCUCAAGCUUGAUUCUCUCAUUCAUCGAUUUGCAAAUUUCUAAUAUAAAAUUUACCCCGCACAUA
Styela clava is the source of this 2225-nucleotide messenger RNA. Its product is annotated as type-1 angiotensin II receptor-associated protein-like. NCBI's taxonomy places the organism in Eukaryota, Metazoa, Chordata, Ascidiacea, Stolidobranchia, Styelidae. Gene Ontology annotation, cellular component: plasma membrane. The record is from RefSeq and is a predicted model, not a curated record. Gene Ontology annotation, biological process: angiotensin-activated signaling pathway.